AUGAGCAAAAUCGUCUGCUUAACCUUUCUCUUGGCUACCCUUCUUACUGUGAUCUCUCCAACCGCUGCUGCCGGACUUGAGGAAAGGUGGCGCAAUCGCCAUCACAAUCGUGAUUGUUGUCCAGUCGCUAUCUGCGAAUUCGAGAAGGGUGAUUCCUUUGAUCACCGACGCCACGCUAAACGCAAUAUAAACCCGUUUGAUGGAUUUAUUCAAUUUACAGAAACGUUUAACAACCAGCUGUUUGUCUCCGGAUUCUUGGAUGCAGAAAACUUUAAGAAGGAUACCACUGCUGGUGCUCAAGGCCUUGACGUUCACGUAGCCGAUUGUAACCUCAAAAGUCUUGAUGUCGGACUUGAUUUGGACGAAGUUGAUGACAUUUUUGAUAGGCCUUUCGUUGGCGUUAUCCCCAACAAGAAAGUUAGUCAACUUGUUGGCAAAUGCUGUAUUCUGGCAGAUGAUAAGCAAAAUGAUCAAAUUAUUGCCGUUGCAAAGGUGAAGCAAGCCAUAAAGUGUGGGCGUAACAAAAAAAUACUCAUAAAGGAUCUCUAG
Messenger RNA from Paraglomus brasilianum, 549 nucleotides. Lineage: Eukaryota; Fungi; Glomeromycota; Glomeromycetes; Paraglomerales; Paraglomeraceae. The record is from the annotation of a GenBank genome assembly.